AUGAGAUUAGGAACACUUUUGAGGCUCUUCAAUUAAUAAGAUGAAUAAUAAGUUGGAUUUAUAUCGCUAGAGCAGGUAGAUAAAAUUUUAAAUAAUAUUUAUGAAUGCAAUAAAGAAUGUAAAGAAUUUUCAAUUACUUUUAGACUAGAUUUACUUCGAUAAUCUUUUGCUCAAAGGUUGUAAGGAGUUUUCAAUUGAAGAUAUUAUUAUGAUCAUAACAGAAAUAGAUUAUUAUGAAGAAUUAAGAUAAUCUGUAAUGUAACAAUAGCAAGAAUAAAGUUUAAAUUAAAUGUAAAGUGAAAUGCUGAUAGCUUAAAUAGAAGUUAAUUAAAGAGAUAGAAGAAGAAUCGACUAUUUAAAUAAUCCUUACAUAAAUAAUUUAAUUACAAUGCUCAAAGAUUAUUAUAAAAUCUGUUGUAAGAAUGGAGAUGUAAAGGAAAUGCAUAGAAUAGAAAACAGAAUAUAGGAAAUUAAAGUAAAACAACAAAAACGCUGGAAAAACUAUAUUAACUAAUUACAAAAAUAUUAGGAAACUCUGAUUUAAAAAACAGCAUUUGAACAUUAAUAUCAUUAAUAAAAAAAAUGGAAUGAGUUUGUAAUAGAUUUCUAGAAUAGUAGAUUUUAUAAAUUUAAUAUGCUUUUAGUAAAAAAUAUAUAUAUAAUAUAAGGAACAACAAAAAAAAACUAUUUAAGAGAUGAGCAAAUAAUUUUAAGAAGAGCUUUAACCAAAAGUUUUUAAGGUUUCAAAAAAAGUUCUAGAUAUGAGAUCUAAAUAAAAAUAACUUUUAAAAUUAAAGGAAUUUUCAUAAGCAGAAAAAGUGAAAGAAGAAGCAGAUUUACUUGAAUACCUUGAAAAGAAAUAAUAAGAAAUGAUUGUAAUACAAACUUAAUUGUUAUAUAGUUAAAAACUUAAGUGAAAAGGAAAUUAAAAGUCUUAAAAAAAAGAUAAUCAUGUCAGAUAUCAGCAUUUAUGUAAAAAGUAGCAAGUGAAUAAGCAACUCAUCUUUUGCAAAAAUAAGCAAAUGAGAAUAAAUGGGUUAAUAUAAAUAAACAUUGUGUUUAAGACAUUAAUGAAAGAUUUAACAAAGAUAGAAUCAUAACAUUAGCUUCAAGAAGAUCAUUUGAUGCUUGUAGACUUAGAACAAAAAGUGCUAAUCCAUAAGCUGCUAGAACUAACAUAUCUCAUCAACUGACUUCACAAUAUGAAUGA
This is a messenger RNA of Paramecium pentaurelia, 1210 nucleotides long. The record is from the annotation of a GenBank genome assembly. Lineage: Eukaryota; Ciliophora; Oligohymenophorea; Peniculida; Parameciidae.